UGUGGUCCUGUUUUGAAUGAAUGUUGUAGAUUGAAUAUAAAAGUGCUCUCUAAAUUAGUACGUGAGAAAAUGCUGAGAAUAAUGUUUUUGCCAGCUCGAAACACACGACCCACAUGUAUUGUGUCGUUUCCAGCAAAAGGCGGUCUGACAUAAUUCUGCCGAUAACGAUGGUUUAUUUCGUCUCUCAACCAAUGACACAAUUUUAGUGAUGUAGCUUGAGCUAUUGAUAUGUGUCUGGCCUGUAAUGGGGGAUGGGCAAUCAGCAGGCAAAUGUGGGAGGGGGUAUAUUACCGUCCACGGUAACCUGCCUUUAUGGGCGUCGUAGAAGCCUGACACGACAGAAGGUGGGUUUAUACCGGAGACUAAGCCUGUGUGAGUCAGAGACUGCGAGUGUCAACAGCUUUGUGGGCAGCGUAGACAACACAGACGAUGAGGCAGGGUCUAUACACUCCGAGGACAAUGCAGGCUACGACGAAUGGCUCACUGACUCCCAGGAACUAGAAAACGCCAUAUUGUCAGAAAAUGUCGACCAGCUGCAGAAAAUUUGUGACGAGAGACGCAUUGAUAUAAAUAUUGAAUUGAAUGAAAAGGGCGAAACUGCCUUGAUUUUAUCUGUGAAGUUGAGUCAGAUAGAAAUGGUGAAGGCGUUGCUUUUGACUCCAAAUAUUGAUAAGAACUCGCUGAAUGCUCACGACUUUUCACCUUUAGAUGUUGCUUUGGUCACAGCUUUUGAUAAUCGUCUUGAACCUCGUCAAACAAUCUGCUGGGAAAUCAUUGAGUGCCUUUUGCAGGUGGGAGCCGAACCAAACAACAAAGACGCCAUGAUGUACAUUAUCAGGACAGCAUUAAAAUAUUGUGAUGAGAAAUUCCUCUAUCGACUGAUACUUUUAACCAAAGAAUUAUCAUAUUCAAUAAAACUACAUGAGCUUUUGCUGCAAAAACUACAUAGGUAUCAACCAGUGUAUAUUGAAAGUCUGGAUCCAUUUUUUGUGUGUACCUCAGAAUUCACUAUCAAACUCCUCAAGAAUGCUAAUGGCCGCCAAUUAUGUGACAUUGUGAACUCAAUGCGGCAUUAUCUAGAGUCCUACUGGAAUUGUCGAUUAAACAAAUUGGCGGUGUUCCAGAAGUUGAUACUAUACGCUACGGCCGCUGGCUGGGACUGGACGCCUCAGCAAAUGGACUUUAUCAACAGGGUCUGUCCAGAAAUGUUAGCAAGAUGGUGCGCAAACCAGAAAAAGUAUCCGAUCUCCCUUAGUCACCUUUCAAGGAAAUCUUUUCGGCGAAACUCUCAGGGCCAAGUAGCACAGACGUUGAAGGAGUUGCCGUUUAAAGUACCGGAGAGUUUGAAGGAUUACAUUAUGUUGAAAGAUGUAGACGAGUUCCUCAGUGGAGCUGAAAUCAGCAUUGUGGAUGUGAGACUGUAGUGUACUGUACUCAGUGGAUGUGAGACUUUAGUGUACUGUACUCGGUGGAUGUGAGACUGUAGUGUACUGUACUCAGUGGAUGUGAGACUGUAGUGUACUGUACUCGGUGGAUGUGAGACUGUAGUGUACUGUACUUGGUGACACUAAUUAGCCACACUCUGGGAAAACUGGGCCAAAUGCAUGUGUGUAAAGUGUUGUCCCAGAUAAGCAUGUUCAGUCUGCACAGGAUAAUCAGGGACGGCAUUUUCGGCCAAUACUGGAACUUACUUAAAAAGGGAUUUUCUAUAAAAAAAACUUCUAUUAAAGUGGAAAGUGUCGUCACUGAUUAGCCUGUAUGAACUGCACAGGCUUAUCUGGGACAACAAAUUAUGGAAAUGCUUUAAGCCCUGUUUUCCCAUAGCGAGGCUAAAAUUAUUUUAUGAAACAUAGGGCAUGUGUGCUUUGUUCAAUUGUUAAUUGUUAUUAUUGAUGGUGUUCAUUCAAGUUGUGUUGAAAUCCUUAUAAAGACAUGUUUUUAUCACCCUGGCUUCAAGAUGUGUGAUCCAUAUAGUAAUUUGCUGUGUCUGUGAUUCAGUCCUUACAAAGUUUACUCGAUUUUACUGUUGUGUCAAGCACCAACAAGGCUUAUUACAUAACACAGCCCCAAUUUCUUAAAUUUCCUUUAACAGGAUUAAUUUUAUGAUUUAAUUAAAAAAAUUAUUGUUUAUAAUUGUAUGUUGCAAAACACAUUUUCAAUUGAUCUGAAUGCACAAUUCUGAACACUUAAUUGCAAAAUAUUAAGCUAAGACCAAUCCUGUUUUAACAAAGUUUAUUGUUUAUUUCUAUUCCUGAUCCAACCAUAUCACAAAACCCCAAUUUGAUCCCAGUAUAUUGUCAGCUUCAUCUGUAAGUGUUGCAUUUUUAAAUCUAUAAAAUAUGAAGUCUUAACCCUUUACCAGUUACAUACCAUUUGUAGUCCCUCAGAAAGUUAGAUUUUAUUAAAUACCUUACUUUCUAGAUUUGAAUUUUAAAGGCUUUAUUUCCAUCCCUUAAACACUGAUGAUCAGCAAACAGCAUAAAACCUGUUCAGACUAAGAGUUACUUGCAGGCUGUUCUGGUUUUAUGCUGUUUGCACAUAGCUAUUUUCACUCUGCUUCCGAGUGGAAAAUGGUUAAUGAAGGUGAUUAACUUCUUGUUAUUUAUUGCUCUGUAAGGUUAAUCAAACAAGGUCAAUGCAAAAUUCAAACCUAAAAGUAGAAUGAAAUGUUUUGGUAUUAAAAGUGGAUAAUCCACUCCACAAAGUACAUGUAUUGAUACACUCAGUGACUCACUGUUGUUAGAUUUACUGAAAUAAACUCCAUUUAAUUUAGUUAACUAAUUACUGGAAUAUAGUACGAAACAGGAAAAAGAUGUUAUCAUGUUCAUGAUGAAAUCUAUGAUUUUAUAAAGAAUUAUUAUUGUUCAGAUAAUUUAGUGAAUAGUGCAUAACAAAUUGUCUUUGUUAUGAUACAUGAAGAUGACAUAUUUAAAUGCGCCGUUAUAUUUAUUUAAUGAAGUAUUUUAUUUAACAUACCCAAAGAGAAAUUAUUUUUUCUUAAGUCUGAAAAAGUUUAUUAUGUUUUGUACUGUUCUUGUUUAUUUGGUUUUAAUUCCCCUGGUAAACAAAUGGUGCUUUAAGCCUGCAUUCAUAUGCAGACGGUAUUAAAAUGAUUUACUAGUACUAAGUACUUUUUUCUUGUGUGUCAACGAGAUUGUUGUAGAGAUCACUUGCUGGUAAAUACCAUUUGCAAUCUUUCUUGACAGUGAUUGAUGACUCAGCAUUAUUUCCUCUACAAAACCAGUAUUUUUUACAAUGAUGACACAUUUACAUUGAUCACUUUUUAUAUGUUUGGAGUUAAAUCCGAAGAAUGCAUGAAAUGUGAAAACCCUUAUUUAAUGCUGUUUUUAUGUUUCUUUCAUCCUGAUAUAAGAUGAGUGCCAUUCACAAACUAUUUGACUUUUAUAUUGGCAAUACAUGUCAAACAGGGAAUGUGUUUUAGGCUUGUUGACUGAAUAAACAAGAAAUUCAA
Dreissena polymorpha is the source of this 3472-nucleotide messenger RNA. RefSeq lists its product as uncharacterized. Bases 252 to 1424 code for a protein of 390 amino acids. The record is from RefSeq and is a predicted model, not a curated record. The transcript has 3 exons. Lineage: Eukaryota; Metazoa; Mollusca; Bivalvia; Myida; Dreissenidae.